This is a messenger RNA of Ornithorhynchus anatinus (platypus), 720 nucleotides long. Its product is annotated as aldo-keto reductase family 1 member A1-B-like. The record is from RefSeq and is a predicted model, not a curated record. The coding region runs from base 86 to 715 and encodes 209 amino acids. The transcript is spliced from 5 exons. Gene Ontology annotation, molecular function: aldose reductase (NADPH) activity. Gene Ontology annotation, cellular component: cytosol. NCBI's taxonomy places the organism in Eukaryota, Metazoa, Chordata, Mammalia, Monotremata, Ornithorhynchidae.
GUCCGUCCGCGCUCGGUGCGGUGUCUGGCCCAUAAGUAAGCGCUCAUCAAAUAGACGGGUUCUAAGCAUCCGCGGCGCUGGUGCCAUGGCAGCCCCCACCGUCCGGCUGCUGUCCGGCCGGCCGAUGCCCCUCCUGGGCCUGGGCACCUGGGCGUGCCCGCCGGGGGUCGUCCAGAAGGCGGUGGACGUGGCCCUGGACCACGGCUACCGGCACUUCGACUGCGCCUAUUUUUACCAAAACGCAGCGGCCGUCGGAGACGUCGUCCGCAGGAGAAUCGAGGAGCGGGGCGUGAGGCGGGAGGACCUAUUUAUUGUGAGCAAGCUGUGGAACAUCUUUCACCACCCCCGGGACGUGAGGCCGGCCUUCCUCAGCUCCCUGCGGAGCUGGAAGUUGGAUCACCUCGACCUCUACCUCAUGCACUCUCCCAUGGCCUUCCAGAACCGCGGCGGGGAGCUGCUGCCCUUGCAGGACGGGCUGAUACCGCAGGCCGACGUCGAUUACCUGGACACGUGGAAGGCCAUGGAGAGGCUGGUGGAGGAAGGUCUGGUGAGGGCCAUCGGCGUGUCCGAAUUCAACGUGGCCCAGCUGCAGAGGCUUCUGGGGGCCUGCUCCAUCCGGCCAGAAGUCAACCAGGCAAGACACGGCCCCCCAACGGUCCACCCUCCACUCCCCCGGAUGCCACUGGGUUUUAUUAAUAAUAAUGGCAACUGUUAAGCACU